Molecule: messenger RNA, 1243 nt
Organism: Bemisia tabaci
Lineage: Eukaryota; Metazoa; Arthropoda; Insecta; Hemiptera; Aleyrodidae
Source: RefSeq, a predicted model, not a curated record
UAAAAAGGGUUUCGAAACCAACACUUUUCAGUCUCAAGUACGCAGUCAUGGGUUACAAGCACAAACCGUUACUUCUUCUGCUCCUGAUCGCCCUGUUUCAGGUGCAGUUUUCUCCAUGCGCUUCUGACUCGAUUCAAGAUGAAAUCAACGUCGAGGUUUCCCCAAAUCUCGCAAAGGCCGAAAUAGGAAAUGAACCCCUCGCAAAGGAUAACGGUGACAAUGUCGAAGUUUCCCCAAGUCCCGCAAAGGCCGAAACAGAAAAUGGACCAGUCGACGAAUUGGCGAUUCUCAAAAAACAAUUGAAAGAGAAAAAGGCCGAGCUUAAGAACCUGGAGAAGGAGAAGGAGAGUAUCCUGAACGAGGCAUACAGAACCCGCGCGAGGAAAAUCAGAGAGCAGAAAAAAGAACUCCAGCCUUAUUUCCAAAAGCAGAGCGUGUUGAAUAGUAAGUUACAGACAGUGUGGAACAAAUGGUUCCAGGCAUCCGAAAACACUGACCGUGCUAUCAAGGACCUCAACAAGAAAAUCAUCCGCCACGAAGACAAUCCUCAGCUGAUCGCAAAAUGGGAGAAACAACUGCAGGAAAAGAGGAAGGAACGCGCCGCGAUCCAAGACGAAUACGAGACAAAGUCGCGACCACUUGUAGAAGAGAGGAAAGCCAACGCUGAGUUUAUCCAUGCUAGACAGCAGAGAGACUUGGAACCGUUUAAGAAGGCCGAGGAAAUGGGCAAAAUCAUUGAAGCCAAGAAAAGAGAGGUCAAAAAAUUGAACGAUGAGAUUAAAAAAUUACGUCAGUUACAAAAGGAAACUGAAAAUUUUGAGAGAUUGUCGAAGUAACGGUCUACGAAUCAUUACUUUUCUCAACUUUCUCCUUCAAUUUUCCAUGAUUUAAAGUAUUUUCGUCGACCACGGUUCAUGAAUUGAGGAUCCUCCAAGUGAAUUUGCUUGUUUUCUAUAUACCUAAGAAAGCAACGUCCUUAUUUCCUCUGCAUCUCAAUCCUAAAAAUCUAUAUUUUUAUCUAAUCUAUAAAUAAAAUAUCAUCGGCUGCUUACUACAGAUGAUUAUGGUAUGAAAAUGGUAUUUGCAAAAGUCUCAUUUUUAGUACCAUCCGAUUUAAGUAAAGACUUCAGAGCCUCCUCAAUUUUUGAACCUAAAUUGAAGGUAUUGCAAGCUUUUAUUGUGGAGAAAUUGUAAUCUGUGUUUUGAACUCAUUGACUAUUAACAUAUUUAACUGCACGAUUAA